AUGGCGCAAAAUAUUUUAACGAUGUUGGACGACGACAUGGCCGUGAUCGAGACACAAAUGGAGGAUCUGGACCAACUCUACCGGACGACAGGCCUGCAAAUCGCCUUGGAGGUCCAGAGAAAGGCCCAAAAAAUCCGGUACGAGUGUCUGCGUCUCAACAAUGCUCUACUUCUAUUCCAGCACAAUUGCGUGAGUUUUUUUUCCUCACUGGAGAAAUCUUAGGUUUGAAGAAAAGGUCGAGAGUUUGGUUCCUUAUGUAAAAAAUUUCAAAAGUUUUUUUAACCAUUUUGAAUCUCAUUUUUCAGCGUUACGACAUGAUAUACGCCCUGAUGGCCAAGGAGCUCAAGAGCCACGUUGGCUGCGUCGAGUACGCCGUCUCGCAAAUUCCAGACAUCGAGGACCUCCGUGAGAAACUUUAUUUUUAA
This is a messenger RNA of Caenorhabditis auriculariae, 425 nucleotides long. The record is from the annotation of a GenBank genome assembly. Lineage: Eukaryota; Metazoa; Nematoda; Chromadorea; Rhabditida; Rhabditidae.